AUGUCGCGCCCACCAUCCUACCUCGAUCCGCACUCCCCGUCCUUCGACGCGGACAAGGUGCCUGUCGAGGUGCUUGUCAAGCACCUCCUGGCCGCCAAACAGUCACUCUCAUCGAUGGCCCUCGUGGUGCGCGCGCACGACCUGGCGACCCUCGCCCGCGAGAUGUAUGAGGAGUGCGUCAUUCUCUGCGCGCAGACCGCCUUCCUACGGCGCGGCAUCGACGGGCAGCUGCGGCUGCUGCGCAAGGUGCGGCGCCAGCUGGGACAGACGUAUGACGAGAGCAAGAGACAGUUUAAGCGGUUAAUUCGGGGCUUGGAUGAUGCGAAUGCGAGGUUGGAGCAGACAUUGGCGUUGUUGAGGCUCACCAAAGUCGAUCCGAUGUUUAGGCCUCCGGGGGAAGAGCAGAAGAGUUUGCUGGAUUUUAUUGAUGAGCAGAAGGUGGAGGGGUUGAGGGAGGGGAUUAAAAGAAGUCUCGAUGAGAUGCAGGAUAUCGAAAAAUCCUUCGACAAUGACCUCCUCAGCUUCGAUCGAGAUCUCCGAGUGCUAAACCAGACCCUCGCCACUGCCCCCGACUGCAAAUCCCCCUCCAACUCCUCGGCCUACACCCCGAUGUCACAUCUCCUCUCGGCCCUGACACAGCACUCCUCUACCAUGGCGCAGCAUCUCAGCGCCCUAAACAAACACUUCGACAUGUGUGUGAAAGCCGUCCGCGCCACAGAAGGCGGCGCAGCACUCGCCCGCCGUCGCGCAGCAGAAACAGACUCCUCCCCCGGCGGAGGGCCCAUGUCCAUUUCGGGCGUGAUCACCGAGCAGGAUACCCGCAUUCCAGCCGAGAUGCUAGACCCGCUAGACCCGCAGGAACGGGCUGAGCUGGUCCAAGUCGUGAUGCAAGACGCCCCGGAAGUGGACGAAGUCGUGGCAGAAAUCCAAGCAAUUCUCCAGCAGAUGGAGGUAGAUUUCGGCGAGUUAAAACAACAGGCGGAUCGGAUUAGAGGUACUAAUCGCGCCGUGCUGGCAGCAUUUUCCGUGCUGGAAGAAGUCGGUGCCCGCUUGCCAAGUUAUGUCGAAGCCGAGGCGGAGUUUACACAACGCUGGGCCAUCGAACGAGACGUGAUUGUCUCCCAAAUGGAGGAGAUGGAUGAACUGAAGUUAUUCUACGACAGCUACGCGAGGGCGUAUGACUCCCUCAUGCUGGAAGCAGAGCGCCGCCGCAGCGUGGAAGAGAAAAUACAAGCCACGCUUCGCCGCGCACGGGAUACAGUUGACCAGCUGAUCGAGAAUGAUCGCAAGAUGAGGGAAGCUUUCAAACAAGAAGUAGGCGACGUCCUGCCUGCGGAUCUGUGGGUUGGUAUGAACGACCCGCUCAAGAGGUGGGAGCUUGUUCCUGUUGAGGGCCCGGUGAGUUCGGGCGUUGGGAUAGCGGAUGAGAACCAGAGGACGCCUGUUACGCCGACGCCCACACCGCCUAUGGGGUUGUUGGGGAGGACAGAAAACGCCAUCUCGAUUAAGGUCGCAGACGGUGCGCCCGUCAACGCAUCUACCCGCUGCCGGUCAGCUUCUCCUUCUCUUCGUUUGACCGACAUCAUUAUGGAGGGCAUCAUUAAGACUGCUAUCGCAAAUGGCAUUGAUCUUGAGCGUCCAGGCGUCGAAGUGUCGGUCCCUUCAUCAGGCGACGAAUCCCCCUUAAGAUACCAAACACCUCCAACAACGACAUCAGCCACUCACACACAGCAAAAUUCGCCCAGUUCAGAAGGCUCAAUUACCCCAACGGCAACCCCCAUCCAGGCUCCCACACUGGAACGUCCCUUCUCCCUCUACGCAAACAUUAUCCAACCCAACGGCGCCAUGCGAACCUGCCUUCGCCCACCUCUAGCACGCCAAGCACUCGAAGAGGAAGAAACACAAAUCCGCGAACUCCAAACGCGUCUUGGCUUUGUCUACAACCCCAACUGGCCUGAACCUUCCCAGCAUCAAGCAAUGUUACGUGCCGGACAAGUUGAUCUUGGAGCGAGGGCUUUGGAGGUGCACGAGUUCAAGGCCAUCGUCUCUUCUUCGGAGGCGAUGCUCGAUCAUUUGAUGACAACGCCUCCGAUGAGUCUGCAGAUAUCGGCACCAACGACCGAGUCCAAAGCCUGUUUUACCCUGCAUAGUCUAGAGACGUGGGAUAGCCAGGAACGGUACUCAUCUGAGACAUCACCGCCCACGAAGCAAGUGAGGUUGCCUCCUCUGUUUCUGUUGAGCGAUUAUCAGGAUUGGAAUACACCUGCUGCGAGGGUAUAUGGCACGGUGAAUAUUGAGUUCGACUUUCGAGCUGUGGUGGGCUACACUGGGAGGGUUGAUGUCGAGAAGAGGUUGGAGGCUGCCAUAAUUGAAGCAUGGAGGGCUUUUGGGAACGGGGUAGCCGAUUGGGGGAUUGUGAGGAAACAAGGUUAG
This is a messenger RNA of Thermochaetoides thermophila DSM 1495, 2433 nucleotides long. Its product is annotated as putative autophagy protein. The transcript is spliced from 4 exons. Gene Ontology annotation, biological process: autophagosome assembly; activation of protein kinase activity; piecemeal microautophagy of the nucleus. Gene Ontology annotation, cellular component: phagophore assembly site; Atg1/ULK1 kinase complex. The record is from RefSeq and is a predicted model, not a curated record. NCBI's taxonomy places the organism in Eukaryota, Fungi, Ascomycota, Sordariomycetes, Sordariales, Chaetomiaceae. The coding region runs from base 1 to 2433 and encodes 810 amino acids. Gene Ontology annotation, molecular function: protein kinase activator activity; molecular adaptor activity.